AUGUCGGAUGACGGAAUAUCGCCGGCGCAAUCCCAAACACUCUCCGCAUCCCAGUCGCGUUCCUCCAACAAACAGCUCCAACAGGCCUACAAGCAAGCCUCGCAGCUAUUCCUUACCCGCAGAUUGCAAGAAGCGCUCUCGGUAGUCGAACCAUUGGUGACCCCUUCUACACCAGAAGAGCUUCAACGCGACCAAGCACACAGCAAUGGCGCUGGAGAUGCCAUUGCGCCCAUAGCCUCAGCCUCAAGCAAUUUGCGGAUCAAGGUGUGGAAUCUCUAUAUAACUCUCCUAAGCUCUAUUGUCGAUUUGGGCCCGGAAGAGGGAAAGCGGCAAAUUGGACAAAAGGAGUGGAAAACGUUGGCUUCCAAAGUUCGUGAGGGCGAGAUAUGGAACAGCGUUGUCCAAGACGGAUAUAGAGGUUGGGAAGGUUCCGUAGACGCAGACGUUGUCUAUAAUUUGUCCGUAUCCUCCGUUUUUCCUACUACCGUCUCAAUAAUGGGAGUAACUGGCUUGCUAAUCAGACUCAAUCACAGAGCCACUCUAUUGCUCAACCAUUCUCCAACGCAGACGCUUAACCAAGAACGCCUUGAGCACUAUUUAUCAUCAUCCGGCCUUCCAGACUUCGAUAUCGAGGCGCACAUCCAGAAGUCAUCCCCCACAAGCCGAAAACAAAGGAUAGCAUCCUCCAGGGGCGCAGAUACUCCAAAGGACCUGACGAUCCGCGUGAGAUUAGUAGAACUAUUUACCCUCCAUGUUCUUCCACGAAAUGGCGAAUGGGAGUACGCUAGAGAGUUCAUAAGGUUAAAUCCGGUUCUAGAUGAGGAGAAGAAGGAGACCUUUCUCCAAACACUUGAUGGUUUACAGGAAGCAAAGGAACGAGAUUCCGAGCGCGCCGCAGAGCUCCAGAAAGAAAAGGAGGAGGAACUGGAAAGACAGCGAAAGCAACAGGAAGAGGAAGAGGAAGCACGGCGGAAACUGGAAGAGCAGCAACAACGAGCAGCCGAGGCGUCCGCAGCUGCCAAAUCAGCUGCUGGAAAUCCAUCGAUCGGCCAUAGGCGCAUAAGUAGCGAAGUUGAUUACGGUAUCGAGCAAUCCAAUCCGAACGGCAGCCUUAAAACUCCAGGCAUCACAAAACCAGCCAUCAAACCAACUUCACGUUCCGAGUCUUCCAAACAGAUAAAGAAAUCUGAGAAGCCUAAACCCGGUGCUCUCAGGCAGGUCCGCCACUUAGGCCAUCUACUUGUUGCAUGUCUACAACGCAUGGCAAAAUCGAUGUCGUCUAGCCCCAUGUCAUUUCUGAGAACGAUCUUGCUUAUGAUCGGUGUAAUAAUGGCGUUGGGGCGCCCGGAUACGCGUGAACGGCUUCGACGGAUUACUGGUUCUGGUUGGGAGAAGAUAAGAGCAACUUUGGGAAUGGGCGUUAAGAACCAUACGUGGGGCAUCGUUGCUAUUGACUUUUAA
This is a messenger RNA of Uncinocarpus reesii 1704, 1461 nucleotides long. RefSeq lists its product as uncharacterized. Bases 1 to 1461 code for a protein of 486 amino acids. The transcript is spliced from 2 exons. Lineage: Eukaryota; Fungi; Ascomycota; Eurotiomycetes; Onygenales; Onygenaceae. The record is from RefSeq and is a predicted model, not a curated record.